Messenger RNA from Caenorhabditis elegans, 2577 nucleotides. It is a transcript of the gene C41A3.2, whose product is annotated as Coiled-coil domain-containing protein. NCBI's taxonomy places the organism in Eukaryota, Metazoa, Nematoda, Chromadorea, Rhabditida, Rhabditidae. The record is from RefSeq and is marked reviewed.
AAUUCCAUCGACAAGGGCUGCUUUGACCUCCGGGUGUUUUUCACGAAAAUCAGAGAGGUAAUUCUAUACAAACACACCGGUAAUAUGACAAACGAUGAUGAUGAGAAAUGGAACGUCGCAAUCAAGGUGCUUGUGGAACAUGAUAAGUAUCGCGAAUAUCGACUGCCAAGAUCACUUUCAACGGAUAGAAACUUACUUUGGCAUGCAAAACACGAAGUUGGAAAACGAAUAGCAGACAUCAUUAAAAAGAAAAAGUUGAAAAUAUAUAAACUCAAGCAUGCUAUCAAACAUAUUGAAAAGAGUCAAACACAUUGGUUAACAUUAGCAAAAUCAGUGAACAGGAACAAUGAAAACUUUUUCCUCAAUGUGCUUCUCGCGUCUGAGAAUAACAUCGAAAAGUUCGAACAUCACAAUUUCUUUUCGAAUCAAAGUUGGACAAAACAUCGAGACGUGUCAAGACUGACGGCAGAGGAGAUUGAUGAUUUGAAUUUGCGUGCUGGCGACAGUGAACAAAAAGAGAGUUGCGAUGAAAAGAAUUCCCAUUAUGAUUGGGUAUGUAAGCAAAUUAACGGGAUGGCAAAAGGACACGGACCAAGCAGGAUUAGAAGAAAUACUCCUUCAUCGUCGGAUUGUACAAGGAUUGGCUUUACCGAAACAUUUAUGCAAAACGGCUCCAGUCAGACAAAAAUUGUAGCAAGUGAAAAGUCUGCAUCAGUAAUUAAUGAAAAAGUGAAUCACAAUUGUAAUAUUUGUGUAGUAUAUGCCCCUGUAGCAGCAACAACUCAUGUAUGCACAAUGACUAAAAAUGUGUUACCAACGACAUCUUCUCAGAAAUCAUUAGAAUUGCGAAAUAAUUCUACUGUUCAAAACGAAAAUGUAAACUACAGAAAAACGAUUUUGGAGAAUGGAAAAUGCCAAAAUGAAUCCAGAAAAUCAAGAAACUCAGAAGUGUUAGUUAACAAUACCUUGAAUUGCACGAGUUUAUUUAUCGAGAAGCAUCCAGUUGGAAUAUCUAAGAAACAUGGAAAUGUUUGGGAGCAACGAGCAGCGGAACGAGCAGAAAAGUUACUUGCAGAUAAACGGACGAAUCAACAGCAAGAUUGCUUGGCAUCGUCUUCGACAGCACCAACAGAUCACAUUGUUCUCAUCUCUUCGAAAUUGGAAAGCCCGCAAGAAACACCAACAGGCUACUCAAAUAAGAAGUCUGACAAUUCUCGGAUUGCACUUGUCGCGGGGAAUCGAGAUCUACCAGAAGAAGUCAUUUUUACCAAGGAAGAAAGUCACUCAUCAUUGGACAGUUAUAGCAAUCAUUGCAAUGAGAGCCAAGAUGAUGAACCCAUAAAAAUGGGCAAUUUUAAUGGAAGCAUUGCUGGAAACGAAAAGGAACUAUCCAAAACAGAACAGCGAGCUAAGCGACGGCAGAGAGUUCGAGAAAAAGCACGAUUGUGUGCCGAGCAAGCUAAGGAAGAAGAGAAAAAAGUGAAGGAACAGAAAAGAAUCGAACACGAUCUGAGAAUUAUGUCAAUGAAAAAAGAAAGAGAAGUUAAGCAUCAAUUGGAUUUUGAGAAGCGAAAACGGGAUAUUGAUAAUAUACGACGAGAGCGAGAUGCUCAAAAACGAGCUCGGCGCGGUUAUGGACCAGAUCCAACGAGAAUUAAAGAAAUGCUCAAAAGCCGGGACAGAUUAAGCGAACACAUCAGAGAAAAAGAUAUAGCAUAUCGAGUAAUCGGUUCGAAACUUUUCCUUGACAAGCGUAUAUCUGAACUAGCAGAAGAAACAAGUAUGGAAAUUAAUACAAGCAAAUACAAAAUGUUGGAGAAAUAUCGAGUCCGCAUCACUGCCGUUGAGAAAAUGAACAUAUUCCUAGUUUUCGUGAGCUAUACCCUAAUUGAAAUUGGUAAUACGAUAAAAUUAGAUGAGCUGAUGGAAUAUCUAGCGUGGAAAAGCAUAAAUAUAGACAAAGAUCCCGAGUCGCCCAUCAAUAUUGUGAUUGAAAAAGCUUUUGAGUUGUUUUGCCAGGAAAGGAAGCCCAAAAUUGCAGAUUGCAUGAUAAAGGCGUUACAAUUCUCCGAGUCUAUCCUGAAUAGAAUAUCUAAUAUCACUGAAAAGACGGAUUCAGUUGAGAGGGCUAAGCUGAUUCUCAAAAACUAUCGAAUCUUAUAUGAUGAAGCCGUCGAUUUCAUGGGAAUCACGUCGUAUCUACGAACGCGUCUUAACACCGAGUUUUUCGUCAUGGAGGAAGACUACUUGCUGACCGUGACGCAAACGGAAAAUAGUGGGUAUCGGGGUGAGAAGAGGAAUACCAAUGAAAGUGAUGAGGAAGAAGAGUAUGACAAACCAGAAGUACAAGAUAUGUCUUGCCAGACAGACGGGGAGCCCUACGACGUAAAAGCAGCCUCAUUACUACCACGAUUGCAAUGAGUGGUGUUAUUGUUGUUGUUGACUAAUUCGACACUGUUCUACUUAUCAUUUGCCUAUUCUACACAUUCCCCACAAUUGCACUUGCUUUAUUUUGUUACAACACUUGGCUAUAAUGACAUUUAAGUAUUAAUAACUGCAAUGAAUAAUUAUCCAAAU